CACCCUCCAGCUCAUGGGCAGGCAGGGCUGCCUGUGGAGUGGGGGGUGUUGGGUGGAGAGUUUGGGCAGCAGGAGGGGGGCAGAAUCGGAGACAAUCCCCCAAGUGGCCGGGAUGCGGGUCCCCCAUGGUUCUCACUAGGUCUCACCAGUACAGCCAUGCUGGGAAGGGGUUAACACCGGCGCAAGAUCCCACUCUGGCCCCGCUCCCUUCCUAUGUAGCAGCCUGUCCCCUCCUGGCUUUUCCUCCUUCCUGAACAGUGUGACGGUAUGUGGGUGUGAGGGGCAGGGGCUCGGCUGGGCUGCGGGGUCUCCAGAUGCUGGGAAGCGCAGCACCCCAGUGCCUGGGGAACAUGGGCACCCUGCCGCGGAGGGUCCCGCUCGGCACCAGGACCAGGUGGCAGCCCGUGUCCAGUACCAUCCAACGUCUCCAAGAAGGCACCAUGGAGGCAUCUGGCAGGACCCCCACCAGCCCAAUCCACAGAGUCCAGACUGUCAUCCAGAACAGCCCCCUGGACCUGAUCGACACGGGCAAGGGGCUUAAAGUGCAGACAGAGAAGCCGCAUUUGGUGAGCCUGGGCAGCGGCCGGCUCAGCACUGCCAUCACACUCCUGCCCCUGGAGGAAGGGAGGACCACCAUUGGCACGGCUGCGACAGACAUCGUCCUGCAGGGCCCCGGGCUGGCGCCCCAGCACUGCUACAUCGAGAACGUGCGAGGGACACUCACCCUGCAUCCCUGUGGCAACGCCUGUGCCAUCGACGGUGUGCCACUCCAGCGGCCCAUGCACCUCACCCAAGGGUGCACCAUCUGCCUGGGCCAGGCCACCUUCCUCCGCUUCAACCACCCUGCUGAGGCCAAGUGGAUUAAGAGCAUGAUCCCAGCGGGGGGCAGAAGCCCAGCAGCUGUCUAUGGGCUACCAGCAAAAUCCGAGGCCCAGGUGAAUGGUGGCCACCAGCUGUCAGAACGUGGGUGUCACAGCCACAGCUCCCUUGUCAGCUCCAUCGAGAAGGAUCUGCAGGACAUCAUGGACUCGCUGGUGCUGGAGGAGUCGGCAUCCCCUGGCAUCCAGAAGCCACCUGCCUGCAGCCGAUCCCCCCUCUCCCCUGUGGUGAAUGGGGGUGGGCGCUGCCUCCUGUCCCCUCCACCCAGCCCUGGGGCCGCCUCAGGGGGCUCCAGCUAUGAGAACUUCUCUCCCCUCUCCUCCCCGGCCAGCAGCGGCAGCUACACCAGCCCCUCACUCAGCAGCCAAGAGCAGGGCCCAGCCGUGCCCCCCCUCGUCCCACUUCGCUCCUCCAGUUACAACCACACUGUGCAGCCACCCACUCUGCCUGGUGGGGGUUCCAGUGAGCCUUGGCCAGCUGAGAGGCUCGGGGACCACCGUGGGGGCAGCCCUUGGCUAACACCCAGGGUGGCGCCGCGGCCACGGGUGGCCCUGCAGGAGCGGCCCCCCAGUCCCUUCCGGGAGCCACGGGACUCUCUGGCACCCAGCCGGCAGCCCACCAGCAGGGCAGUCCCAGAGGCCCGGUUGCAGCCACCCGAGAGCCCACGGGUGGCCCGGAGGAACAUUGAGAGCAUGCGGGAGCUGCCUCCCCUGAGCCCCUCCUUGUCACGCCGGGCUGCCAGCCCUCGGGCAGCCCCUGACACCCCCUCCCCACAGCCCCGGCUGGGCAGGGAAGUGCCUGGCAGUCCUCGUGCCAGGCUCAAGGGCCCAGAGGAGUCGAAAGGUGCUGGGGGCCCCUCACCCCCACUGCUGGCAGAGAGCCCCGCACGCCGUCCCAGUUUCAGUAGUUGCCUGAGCCCAACAUAUGGGCUGGGCUCCCCAGCUGUGCCCUCGCCCCAGCAGAGCCCCCGCACCCCCAGGAAGCCUUUGGGGAACCCACGGCUGCCAGCAGGAUCACGGGAGCGCAAGAAUAGCAUCACUGAGAUCAGUGACAAUGAGGACGAACUGCUGGAGUACCAUCGGCGGCAGCGGCAGGAGCGGGUUCGGGAGCAGGAGAUGGAGCGCCUGGAGCGGCAGCGCCUGGAGACCAUCCUGAACCUCUGUGCUGAGUACACCAAGACAGAUGGCACUGAGCCAGGUGACGUGCACAGGCUCCUGGCUGGUGACACAGAUGCUGGCCGGUGGGUGCCCAGGGGUGCCAUGGCUCUGGGCCAUGCUGUCGAAGAGCUGCAGCAGAGGGAGAUCCUGGAGAGGUCGGAUGAGGAGAACCUGAAGGAGGAGUGCAGCAGCACUGAGAGUACCCACCACGAGGUGAGGGGCCAGCUGUGCCAUUCUGUACCAUGCCGUGCUGUGCUGUGCCAUGCCAAUUGGCCCUCUCCACAGCACGAGAAGCUGACGGGCCCCCGGGCCAAGGAGGCGCAGCGGCUGGAGGAGGAGCGCGCCAGCGUCCUCGGACGCCUGGACCAGCUGAAGGGCCGUGUCAAGGAGCUGGAGCAGCAGCUGCAGGAGACGUCACGAGAGGCAGAGAUGGAGCGGGCACUGCUGCAGGGUGAGCGGGAAUCAGAGGUGUUGCGGCUGCGGCAGGAGCAGGAAGCAGUGCAGCAGCUGCAGGAGAAGCUCUCCAGCCUGGACGCCAGCAUCCGCAAGGAGCGGGACAAGGAAAGGGCAAAGGUUGAUGCUGAAAGGAAGGAGCUAGAGCAACUCCGGGCACUUUACCAUGAGUCGAAGAGCCACCUUGAUAAGUGCCCCGAGUCAAUGCGGGAGCAAUUGCGGGAGCAGAUGCGAAGGGAGGCAGAGGCACUGGAGACGGAGGCCAAGCUGUUUGAGGAUCUGGAGUUCCAGCAGCUGGAGCGGGAGAGCCACCUCGAAGAGGAGCACGAGGCACGAGGCCAGCAGCUCCUGCAGAGCCGGGCUGAGUGCCACCGUAGCAUUGCCCGCAGGAAGGAGAGAGUGGCUGCCCUGGAUGCCCAGGCUGCCCAGAUUCGGCUUCAGAGUGCCCAGGAGGCCGAGCGCCUGGCCAGGGAGCGGAGCAGCAUCCUGCAGCUCCUGCAGAAGGAGAAGGAGAAGCUCGUGUCUCUGGAGAGGCGAUAUCAGCUCGUCACAGGUGGCAGGAGCUUCCCCAGAAUGUCCUCGGCUCUCCGAGAGGAGACCCUCCACACCUCAGAAACUUAUGAGCUGUUGGAGGGAACUAAGCCCCUGAGCCCCCUGCCAACAGCAGCUGCCUCCUUAGCUUCUCCUGCCACCUGCUCCUACCCCAAGGCACAAGAGGAGUACAUGAGGCUGUCUGACGUUUUCAGGUUCUGCAGUAAUGCACAUGGCCCCAGCCUGGACACUAAAGCUUCUGCUGCUGCCCCCGCUGCCACUCAGCGCUCUUUCUUGCUUGCUGUACCUCCCACAGCCGAUGAGUAUGUGACCAUUGAGCAACUCUCGGGUAUCCUGGGCAGCCUCCACACCCCUGCUGCUUCCCUGCUGGGCUGUACCCCUCCGGCUCCUUCAUCCUCAGGCAGUGCUCCUCCUCUUCCAUCUCUCCCUUCUCCCUUCGUCUCUGCAGAGAUGGAGCAGCAGCUGUUGGGAGGCCCUGUGUGUCUCCCGGCUCUUGAUUUAGAGAAGUGGUACCAGGAGGUUAUGGCUGGCUUUGAGACCUCCUCUUCCUCUGUCUCUCCUUCUUCUUCCCCUCCUCCACUUCCAGCUAAAGCUCACUCCUCUCACAAGGCUCUCCAGGUCUACCGCGCAAAAACAGAGGGUGGUGCUGGUGUCCUCACCCCUCGGAUGAAGAGUGGGACCCCCUCGUCCUCACAGCUCAACCUCUCCAUGCUGGAGUGUAGCCCCUCACCCAAGGGCCCCCCAAGCCCGGCGGGCAGCCUGUCCCGCAACCUGGUGGCCACGCUGCAGGACAUCGAGACCAAGCGCCAGCUGGCCCUGCAGCAGAAGGCUGAGCUGCUCCCAGCAGAGCCCUUGCAGCCAGGCGAUCCACCAGGUCAGCAGGUGAUUGAGGAGCAGAAACGGAGGCUUGCAGAGCUGAAGCAGAAAGCAGCUGCUGAGGCACAGUCCCAGUGGGAAGCCCUGCAUGGGCAGCCUCCCUUCCCCACUGCCUUCCCCCGGCUCGUGCACCACUCCAUCCUCCACCACCACCGGCCCCAUGGUGCCGGGCCCCGGGCUGAGGAGCUGGACCACGCAUACGACACACUCAGCCUGGAGAGCUCAGACAGCAUGGAGACCAGCAUCUCCCUCGGCAACAACUCUGCAUGCUCCCCUGACAACAUCUCCAGUGCCAGCGGGAUGGAGACAGGGAAGAUUGAGGAGAUGGAGAAGAUGCUGAAGGAGGCACACGAGGAGAAGUCGCGGUUGAUGGAAUCCCGGGAGAGGGAAAUGGAGCUGCGUCAACAGGCGCUGGAGGAUGAGCGCUGGCGCCGGGAGCAGCUCGAACGCCGACUGCAGGACGAGACUGUGCGCCGGCAGAAGCUGGUGGAGAAGGAGGUCAAACUGCGGGAGAAGCACUUCUCACAGGCUCGUCCCCUGACACGAUACCUCCCCAUCCGCAAGGAGGAUUUCAACCUGCGGCUGCACAUCGAGUCGUCAGGCCACAACAUUGACACCUGCUACCACGUCAUCCUGACAGAGAAGAUGUGCAAGGGCUACCUGGUCAAAAUGGGCGGGAAGAUCAAAUCUUGGAAGAAGCGUUGGUUUGUCUUUGACCGCAUGAAGCGCACCCUCUCAUACUACGUGGAUAAACAUGAGACGAAGCUGAAGGGUGUUAUCUACUUUCAAGCCAUUGAAGAGGUUUACUAUGACCACCUCCGCAGUGCUGCAAAGAGCCCCAACCCUGCGCUCACUUUCUGUGUCAAGACCCACGACCGACUCUACUACAUGGUGGCACCCUCAGCCGAGGCCAUGCGCAUCUGGAUGGAUGUCAUUGUCACUGGGGCAGAGGGCUAUACCCAGUUCAUGAACUGAGGAGGGAUGCUGCGCACCCCAGAUCCACCAGCUGGACGGACUUCUGAGCAUCCCAAGCAGCAAGGAGCUCCUGAGGGGACCAUGGUCCCUGCUGCGCCUCACGCCACAGGCUGUGCACACCACGUUUGUGGACCUGCAUUGGGCCCAGCUGGGCGGUACUGAAUGUUGCCUGUUCGGGCAAGGGAAUAAGUUUUUUUAUGUUGACUUUUUAAAAACAAACUUUAUUGGAACAAUAUCAAAGUGCUGAAAUGUAAAAAGCUGCCAAAGA
Messenger RNA from Corvus hawaiiensis (hawaiian crow), 5160 nucleotides. It is a transcript of the gene PHLDB1, whose product is annotated as pleckstrin homology like domain family B member 1. Gene Ontology annotation, cellular component: basal cortex. NCBI's taxonomy places the organism in Eukaryota, Metazoa, Chordata, Aves, Passeriformes, Corvidae. Gene Ontology annotation, molecular function: protein binding. The transcript has 25 exons. Gene Ontology annotation, biological process: regulation of microtubule cytoskeleton organization. Bases 315 to 4892 code for a protein of 1525 amino acids. The record is from RefSeq and is a predicted model, not a curated record.